Messenger RNA from Aspergillus pseudonomiae, 2648 nucleotides. RefSeq names its product ASCC2 family CUE domain-containing protein. Gene Ontology annotation, molecular function: ubiquitin binding. Bases 310 to 2385 code for a protein of 691 amino acids. The record is from RefSeq and is a predicted model, not a curated record. The transcript has a single exon. NCBI's taxonomy places the organism in Eukaryota, Fungi, Ascomycota, Eurotiomycetes, Eurotiales, Aspergillaceae.
AUUAUUAUCGUGAAUUCUUUCGCUUUUUUUUCCAUAGUGCGCUUAGCGCCGCUUGUGCGGGUGCGGUGGCUUGGCGCUCGCCUAUCUGGUGCUAACCGGAUCGGGCCCCCGCGGUGGCUGAGUCAGCAGACCACCAAUGACAUGCCAUCUGAUAAAUGCGAUAAAGAAUAUGGGGCUGAUUGUCUGGUCUGGUCAAGCUUAAUGAUGAUGAUAUAUUCUUGGCUUCUGUUUUCUUAAUUUCAUUUUGAACUUUGAUUCCCAAGGAUACUUCUUCUUACUGCAUCGUUAUCCUUGUAGAAUCGCUGUGUCAUGGCAAAUUGGCCUCCUCUGGCACCAGUUCCACCCCCCGCGGUGCAGAGUGCCAUACCCCCCCAGGAAUGGGAGCUCUAUAUAGAUGCGUGGAUUUUGCUUCUGAGCUUGCGCAUAGAGUCAUCCGAUGCGAAAUUCGCAGAACAUGCACCCACAGAUGACUCCGCAGUCACCUUCUUGACUUCAUUCUAUGAUCAGCUGGCAAGUGCUGGUACGCCGGGUUUGCAUACGGGGUCGAAAGUAAGAACACUACGGAAGCUAUGUUUCUUGCUCACAAGACGACUCUUGUUGGACGCGCCCACCUCCCCACCGGAUCUACUAGAAUGGAAGUACCUGGGUAACAUGUGCAGUUGCUAUCCCUCCAGCUCUGCACUGAAGAAAUUACUGUCCGAAGCUUGGGACAAGCAUGAAGAGACUAUAUCAUCGAGCCUCGAGAAGGCAAAGACAACCAUGACGAAACAGCUGUCUAUGUCAAGCUCCGCACAAGUCCCCAAGACCAUCCCUGACAUUCGCCUAUUAACCAUCCUGGGCUCUGUCCUCCCCGCAUGCGGCCAGGCACUGAUGGCCGGCUCCGACUUCCUGGACACAUGCUGCGAAGCAUACCAAGCACACAAGAGGGACGAGCUCCGCAAAGUACUAGUCGCCAUUGUCUACGUCGGCCUUACAUCUCUACUAAAAGGCCCCAAACCAAACCUCUCCCUACUUCUGGACCAGCUCUUCAGCCUAAAGGCCAGCGCAGGGAUCAAUGCGCCCACAACAAAGAAGGAGCCCACCCUCCUCUCCGACCUAAUCUGCAGCUCCGAUCUCCUCGUCCGCCUGGACCGGUACCUAAUCUCGCACCCACAGAAACGCGGCCAGGACCUCCUCUCCAGUCUACGCGCAUACCAGACCGAAUCGAAUGUAUUCCACCACCGCUACCAGAAACAAAAGAAAAGAUCCGAUAAAGGCAAAGGCCGCGCCACCACAGAUCUCCCCCCAGCAGAAGACAUGCACAUUCACCGAAUGUCGCUCAUCACGCAGAUCCAGGACCUCUUCCCCGACCUGGGAUCGGGGUACAUCGUCCGCCUACUCGAUAUCUACGACGAUAACCCGGAGACCGUCAUCGCACAUCUCCUGGAUGACUCUAUCCCCCCUGAACUCCGGGACCUUGAUAAAUCAGAACAACUUCCCACUACCGAUUCCCCUGCCCCCAAGCACGACCCCUUCCCUCCCCGCCCAACACCCCCAGAAAUCUCUCCCCCGACUCAACCCCGCAAAAACAUCUUCGACAAAGACGUCGAUCUAGCCGACCUCGCCGAGACAGACAAAGUGCGCUUCGGCCGCGCAAAUCCAGACCAAACAGCCGAUGACAUCCUCGCCGAUCGCAGCAAACACGCCGUCAACAAAGCGGCCAUCAUGUCUGCGCUGGCGAGCUUCGACUCGGACGAUGACGAACGCGACGAUACAUACGACGUAGCAGACGUAGGCGGCACCGUCGACGCCACCACCACUGACACAGACGCCGAUGCGAAACACAAAGCGGACGAGCUCGAUCUCACGCUGUUCCGGACGUACAAGGCUACGCCGGCGCUGUUUGCUCGGGACUCGGCGACCCGUCGGUCGCAGCCACGAGCUUCGCUGAAGCGCGAGACGGGCAUGACGGAUGAGGCGAUUGAGGGGUGGGCUGUUAUGCUGGCGCGCGAUUCGAAGCGGUUGGCGAAGUUGGAGGAUCGGUUAUCGCUUUCGGAGGUCGGGCCUGGUGGGACGGGUCUUAUGCAGCCGGAGAUUAAGCCGACGGCUUAUCGGAGGCCUGGACCUAGGGGCGAUGGGGAGUCAGGCAGUGAGACUGAUGAGCCGGUUGGCUCUGGGUCUCGUGGUAGAGGGGGGCCCGGUAGGGGGCGCGGUCGUGGUGGUCGACGAGGUGGUGGUGGUGGUGCUGGACGCGGGCGUGGUGGUAAUGCAGGAGGUGGCUCCGGUGACGGGAAUACGGCUGCGCAGCGGCAGAGGAAGGAGGAGAAUAAGGGCAGUAGGGCGAAUCAUAAUCGUCGACAGCAGAGGGCGAAGAAGGUGGCGCGGGCUGGGGGUAUGAUGGGGUAAUGCUAGCUGAUGGAUGGUGAUUUUCAAUCAUGCUGUGAUGAUGACCAUAGAGUCUCGUGGUUUAUGUACAUACUGCAUUAGUUAAAAGACCCUGGAUGAUGGGUCUUAUUGAAUAUAGAAAGCGGAACUCUGAACCAGAAUAUGUAAGGUAAUGUGGAUUUGUAAGUCAUAUAGUAUGAUUAUGAUUCUACUCUCUAAGUGGAAACUCAUACAUAUAAAUAACAACCGACGUCAAACUGAGGGACAUUAUCACAUCAUCAAUA